AACGGAAGCUAAUCAUGCUGAGCCUGACCAUGGGACGCCGCGUCAGGCUAGGGAUUUCCUCUCAAGACAAAGCGCAUGGCACUGGAGGUAUCAUGCUGCUAUAAGUGCUACCGAAGGCUUGAGCUCCUUUCUGACUUACAGGUUUUCUUCUCUUACUUCUUUCGCGUCUUGUCAUAGACGUUGAGCUUCUCCAACAUCAUGACUAUCCCCAUCUACAUCGCUGGCGUUGCCGUCUUGGGGUUCUUCUUGUAUAAAUUGCUAUAUGGAACGGACACACCCCAUAUCAAGGGACUGCCAGAAGUCCCUGGUCUUCCUCUCUUCGGAAGCUUGUACGAACUCGGCACGAACCACGCGAAAGUAGCCCAAGGAUGGGCAAAGAAGUACGGCCCCGUCUUCCAGGUGAGGAUGGGAAAUAGGAGGAUCGUAUUUGCGAACUCCUUCGACUCCGUCCGCCAUCUCUGGAUCACGAACCAGUCCGCAAUGAUCUCUAGACCCAUGCUUCACACCUUCCACAAAGUCGUGUCUUCCUCCCAGGGCUUUACCAUUGGUACUUCGCCAUGGGAUGAGUCGUGCAAGAAUCGUCGCAAGGCUGCUGCUACAGCUCUAAACCGCCCUGCCGUACAGUCCUACAUGCCACUCAUAGAUCUAGAGUCUACCGUCUCUAUCAAAGAACUGCUACACGACAGCAAGGGUGGAGAAAUCGAUAUUGAUCCGCGAGCAUACUGGCAAAGAUAUGCUUUGAACACAAGUCUGACACUGAACUAUGGAUACCGGAUAGACGGAAACAAGGACGCACCUCUGCUUCAAGAGAUUGUAGAUGUUGAGCGUGGUGUCGGAAACUUCCGGUCGACGAGCAACAACUGGCAGGACUAUGUGCCACUCUUGAGACUGUUCCCCAGCCAGAGCAAUGAAGCGAUCAGCUUCCGAGAGAGGAGAGAUGUGUACAUGGAUCGACUGCUCAACACCCUGACAGAGAAGAUCGAGAAGGGGACGGAUAAGCCGUGCAUUACCGGCAAUAUCUUGAAAGAUCCAGAAGCGAAGCUGAAUAGAGCCGAGAUCAAGUCCAUCUGCUUGACCAUGGUAUCAGCAGGUCUCGACACCGUCCCAGGUAACCUCAUCAUGGGUAUUGCAUACCUCGCAACUCCGAAAGGUCAGAAGAUCCAGCGACGCGCAUACGAAGAGAUUAUGAAAGUCUAUCCCAACAACGACGCAUGGGAACGCUGUCUCCACGAGGAGAAGAUUCCAUAUAUCACUGCGCUAUAUAAGGAAAUUUUGCGAUACUGGACCGUCAUUCCUAUCUGUUUACCUAGAGUUUCAAUCAAAGAUAUCGAAUGGAACGGCGUCAACAUACCAGCGGGAACAACAUUCUACAUGAACGCAUACGCCGCCGAUUAUGACGCGGAACACUUCAAGGAUCCACAGGAGUUUGACCCGGAGCGCUAUCUGGACGUUCCUGAUGGCGCGGGAACACCACACUACGGAUAUGGCGCUGGCUCGCGCAUGUGCGUUGGUUCGCAUCUCGCCAACCGCGAACUCUUCACUGCGUUCGUAAGGCUGAUAUCGGCUUUCGAGUUCACGCCACCAGUGGACCCGCGGGAUGAGCCUGUCAUGGACUGCUUGGAGGCAAACGCUAUCCCCACCAGUCUGACAAUGGAGCCGAAAUAUUUCAAGGUCGGGUUCAAGCCAAGGAACAGGAAGUUACUGGAUCAGUGGAUCAAGGAGAGUGAAGAGCGAACAAAGGAUUUGAUGUAGACGAGUGUUGAGCACGAUGAUUGCUAUGUAGCUGAAAUGCCUAUAGUAGUCCUGU
Messenger RNA from Alternaria alternata, 1807 nucleotides. Its product is annotated as cytochrome P450 phenylacetate hydroxylase-like protein. Lineage: Eukaryota; Fungi; Ascomycota; Dothideomycetes; Pleosporales; Pleosporaceae. Gene Ontology annotation, molecular function: heme binding; iron ion binding; monooxygenase activity. The transcript has 3 exons. The record is from RefSeq and is a predicted model, not a curated record. Bases 199 to 1752 code for a protein of 517 amino acids.